This is a messenger RNA of Thunnus maccoyii (southern bluefin tuna), 6221 nucleotides long. It is a transcript of the gene cadm3, whose product is annotated as cell adhesion molecule 3. Bases 342 to 1997 code for a protein of 551 amino acids. Lineage: Eukaryota; Metazoa; Chordata; Actinopteri; Scombriformes; Scombridae. Gene Ontology annotation, cellular component: presynaptic membrane. The record is from RefSeq and is a predicted model, not a curated record. The transcript has 12 exons. Gene Ontology annotation, biological process: homophilic cell-cell adhesion.
UUCAGACAGACUGUUUUUGCUGCAGUGAACGCUAGCCGUGGAGAGAGAGAUAGAGACACACACAGAGUGAGAGAGAGAGAGAGAGAGAGCAAGGAGGAAAAAAAGCAAGAAAAACAAGGAGUCAGGAGAAGGAACAAGGAGAUAAAAAGUCGAUAAAAGCAGAUUGAGAAGAGGCUCCGGACAAGCGACUGCUGCGCAUCAAAGGAAGGACCUUACUGGGGACCUUAUUGGAGACCAACGCCAACAAAGCCGACUCCGGAGGCGGAAUAUAACGGUGACACUCCAGAGCUCCUCUGCCCUCCUGAGGAUUCAGUGAGACAGGCGGAUCUGUGCGCCCGACCAUGGCCUUCCCGUCAGCCCCCUCCGCAUUAUGGAGUGUCAGCUUAUUGACAGUACUAUUCGCAGCUGCGGUUCACAGCAACAUUGUCUACGACGACGACCCAUUGCAGCCAGUGACCUCAGAUGAGACGGUGUCCGUCGGGGGCACGGUGACACUGACCUGCCGGGUGGCCGAGAGCGACAACUCCUCACUGCAAUGGUCCAACACUGCACAGCAGACCCUCUACUUUGGAGAGAAGAGAGCACUGAGAGAUAACCGCAUCCAGCUGUACCGCUCGACACCCACCGAGCUCUCCAUCACCAUCGCCGAAGUGCAGCUGUCUGAUGAGGGCGAGUACACCUGCUCCAUCUUCACCAUGCCAGUCCGUACCGCACGAGCCACUGUCACCGUGCUAGGUGUGCCCGGUAAACCUCAGAUCUCAGGCUUUGAGAAUGAAGUGCUGGAGGGGGGCAAAGUCACCCUGACCUGCACCAGUACAGGCAGCAAACCCCCCGCCAGGCUGCGAUGGUACAAAGGAGACCAGGAGCUGGAAGGGCGUCCAGACGUGGUGGAGUCCGUUCCAGACGAACCCACAUACAACGUGAGCAGCGAGCUCACCCUUGAGGUGAGCCGCAGCGACGACAACACCGUCAUCACCUGCGCUGUCGACCAUCCCUCACUCGCCCCGGGGGACAAGAGGAGCGAUCAGACUCUGCGGGUGUCGUAUUCCCCUAACGUGCAGAUCCAGCCUGAGAGUGAUCUGCCCAGAGAGGGGGAGAAGUUUUAUCUUGAGUGUGUGGGCAAUAGCAACCCUGAGCCCAUCUCCUUCACGUGGGAGAAGAAGGAUGGAGAGCUCCCCCAACUGGCCAAAGUCGACGGUGCUUUAUUGCGCUUUGAGAUGCUCAACAAAUCAGAUAAUGGCGUCUACCUCUGCCGCGCCGACAACGGCAUCGGACAGAGCCAGGGGGAGUACACACUCCUGGUGCAAGAUUCCCCGGACUCCACCUUCCCCUCCCUCGACUCUCCAACCUCUCCUUCUAUCCCUCCAUCCUCCUCCCUCCCAGACACUUCUUCUGACAUUUUCUCCGGCUCCGGCUCCGAUCCCAAUUACUCCCCCUCCCCUCCUGACCUCGACUCCGCCUCCACCUCCUCUCCUUCCACCCCUUCCACCCCUUCCGCGGCUGAUGUGUUGACCGCCAGCGCCCAACCCUCCUCCUCCACCACCACCCUCUCCAACGCCCUCUUCCCCGACCUGCCAUCCGCUCCAGACUCCUCUCCCUCCUCCUUCACAACUCCCGCCUCCUCCUCCGCAAACAGCGCACCCUUCACUGCCACUCCCUCCUACUCCUCCCCCGCCUCCUCCCUUACUCCCUCAGUUUCCGUCCGGCUGAAUGGAGUUUACACUUUCACAGAUGCUGCAGAGAACAUUGCAGACCCCACAGCCAUGUCGACCUCUUCAGGGGUGGACCACGCUGUGAUCGGAGGGGUGGUGGCUGUUAUCGUCUUCAUCCUGCUCUGCCUCCUCAUCGUCCUCGGCAGAUACCUCAUCAGACACAAAGGAACGUAUCUGACCCACGAGGCCAAGGGCUCGGACGAUGCCCCCGACGCCGACACAGCCAUCAUCAACGCAGAGGGAGGCCACUCUGGAGCAGAGGACAAGAAGGAGUACUUCAUCUAGAUGGAGGAAGGAGAGGCGGAGGAGGAAAUUUUGGAGGACGUGGAGUAGAGGAGAGGGGAGGAGUAAAGGAAAAAAACCUCCAUUUGUUUUCACGGCGCUUCAGUUCUUCACUCGGUUGGAGGGAUGAUGGGAGGGGAAGGGAGGGAAAGAACUAUGGGCAGGAUAAAGCAAUGAGUUGAGCUUCAACUGGUACUACCCUCUUUGCAAUGAUACAGGGAAGUGAGAUUUUGCACUGACAUACGGACGAACUGAAGUUACACACUCAAACACACACACACACACACACACAAACAUAAAUACAUGAGUCAGUUUUUGGGGGAAAACUCUUCUCACACAGACUUGAAUGCUCGUAGACCGUCAGAUUAACAAACACAAGCCUCCUACUAACAUGUCUGAAUUAUUUCUGACAAAUUAACACAUUUUUACACAAGCAUUGUAUCCUAUUUCUAACUCUCAACGCCUUGAAAAAGCAAAAUUGUAACUCACAUUCCGGCAUCCUGAGCUGAUAUUUCACCACGCCGACCUGUCUCCUCAGCAUUUAAACCAAGCCAGCUCUGUCUUUUCUUUUUUUUUUUUACCCCCCACCCCCCUCCCACCCCUCCCCUCCCUCAUUCUGUCCAUCUAACAAGUCAGUAUCCCUCUGUAAACAUCCUAGUGUCAGAGAAAUCCAUCUAAAGCAAACUAUUACGGACAAAAACAAUCUCCCCUCUCUCGGUUUAAUCUUUUUAUGCCAUCAAACCUCUUCCCGCAACCCUGGUACGAGCCAUCGAAUUUCCCACGACCCAGCACCGCACAACAUGCAACUCUCAUGCAAAAAUAGCAUUCCCACCUUGCGCUACCAAGCCGAGGGGCUCCAAUAUACAUAUAUAAAUAUAUAUAUAUAUAUAGAAUUAUAUAGCAUUCUUUUUACUUGACAGAAAAUGUUUGGUGUGCUGUAAAUACACUACAGGUUCUCAUUCUGUCCUCUUUCUAUCUUCUUUCUCUUCUAUCUCUCUCUCUCUUCUUCUUUCUCUCUACAUCUCCCUCUCGCCUGUAUCUCAUACAGUCUGUUACUGCAUUACAGUAACUUAUAUACUCUUAAAAAAAAGCCUGCCUGUUUUUAUUACAUGCGUGGAAAUGCAGAGUUGAAAAUAUCAAUAUCUGGGGAAAAAAAAAAUAAAAAUAACAACAAUGAUGUUGCGAUAAAAACUAACCUUAACUGCAAAUAUUUGUAUGAGGAACAUUUUCCUUCUUUUCUUUUUCUUCGUUCUUUUAUUCCUUUCAGUUUUUUUGGGACUUAUGAGAGAUUUUCUCUCGUCGGUGUCUCGGUGUGUUACCGUCGGUGUUAACAGUUUACAGUGUCUGUCGGUUUGUCAGUCCAGGAAUUCAUACGUUUAAUUUCCAACUUUGAUUUUGAUUUUUAGGGGUUUUGAUUCUGUUCGUUUAUUUACAUUUUUCCUGUGCGCCACAUUCAGUGCCACUUAUUUUCUCCCAGCUUUGUCGGCCUUCUGCUCUCAAACACUGAACUGUAGCAAAACCUCGGUCGAACACGUCUUCGAUGGGUGUAAAAGUGUUUGGUAGAGUUUCGCUGCCCAGCGUAUGUAGACCACCGUGGUCCUUCUCCAUUCGGCCCCACUGAAUGUACUGAUUGACUCCGUCAUUGUUCUCUCUGCAGCAGACUGCUUGUCUUGGCGAGGCCACAUGGCGCUAAAUUCAUUGAGUAGUGGCAUCACGACUUCCUCUAAGAAGCUGGCACGGUUGCUGCUUCAGGGAGGUGAAAAUGCUUGCUUGCUUUCCACUACGGGGCCAAACAGGACUGCCUAAAUGCAUUAUGACAAACUUCCUGGCAAAAAAAACCCUUUGUGUUAUUGUUUCUUUUUCUCUGUGUGUGUGUUAUUGCGCGCAGACAUCAUUUGCGAGCUUAGCAAAAGGUUCCCAUAAAUGAACGGUGUUUUAUCAAGGUUGGGAGUUCGCCUUGGCACCGGCAAGCUCUAUUUGGCCCGGUCGUGGAAAUUGAUUGCAAUCUGACUAAGAGGCUCUGGGCUCCAGACUGUACACAUGCCAAGGUUUGGCUUCGUGGGCAGGGUGCCGAGCUGGAGUCUGGGCUCCACUAACACUGAAGAAAGUCAUUUAAGAACUUAAAUGUCCUCUUCUCUUUUUUUUCCCUCUGCUCCGCUCGUCCAUUUCUUUUCAUUCUUUAAUCAAUCAUCCCGUCUGCGUCCUGAUCCACCUUCACCCGCCCUCUCCUCUCCUCAUCACUCCUUCCCUUCAUCUCCCCCCCCCCCCUCCAUCUCUGAUCGAUGUCCGUUUCUCCUUGCUGGUCUCUCUUUCAUUCGGGAGUCCAUGUAGACGUACAGUAGAAGUAGCGUCUCUAGGUUUGCCGGUGUGCGCUGAUGGCUUUCUGCUGCACUUUUUAGGAGUGUUUUGGAGAUAAAUCCAUUUGCUGUUGUCCUACAAGUAGACAGUUAUGCCUGUGAUAGUUUUUGUACACCUUUUUUGGGAAUGUUCAGGGAUUGUGCUUUUCGUAACUUUCCCCGCAUUGUCGUUAACUGCUACCUAGCUGGCUGCUUUGAAAGCAAGUAGCCCAGCUAGUGUGUCUAUAAGCUAGCUAUACUACAAAGGGUAAUAUGACCCAAAGCAGGGUCAGCGGUUGGGUUUUUUUUUUUUCCUUUCUAGAGCUCUCGGUUGGUAUGCGGCAGCGAACUCGGCUGAGACAGUGUUCGAAUUCUGUUUGACAGGUGUGCAGAAGCGCACCGGACAAGUUAAAACAAAGUGAGAUUAAUCUUUCAAAGGACUGAGAACACUGUUUAUCCCGUGUUUGCUCUGUAAUGCUCUUCAGUUUUUCACAGUAGUCAUGUCUGCAGACCAGAGGACGGGCUUUGUCUCACAGAGCUUAUUGUCCACUUUGAAGAGUUACCUUUGAUUUGUAUUUAAACCCAGUCUAAUUCUACUCUGUGAAUGGAGAAAGGAAUACCUGCCUCAUACUCAAAACGUGUAGUGUCUUUUAAAAACUAAUGGACCUGUAUUUGCCUGUAAUUUAUCGUCCUGUCCUUCGUCUUAGUUAAUGUGCUAGCAUGUAGCUUGCAUGAGAAACGGUUGGAUAUGUAGAUAGUGUUGGAGACGAGAAGCUUCUCUCCUGAGACAAGAGCGACGGUCUGCCUGACUGACCUCCGUGCUGUUCUCUGAUCUGCAAACAUAAGCCGUGUCCCAGUUAAAACCCAUGUGUACCUCCUCAACGCCGCAGUCCUCCGGAUAACACCGAGGCAACUGAAAACAGGACUCGGUUGUAGGCGUACAGUGGCGUUGAAUUGGGACGCGCAACCAGUCUAAUUCAUUUUUCAUUGCAUCAGUGCAGUAAUGAUUAGCUGUCACCAGAUGCCAGCAAACAGCAGCUUUUCUAUCUCCUCUUCAGUCAGACCGAGCUGUCCCGCCCCACCACUUGACUCUCACCAACUCCUCCUCAGGCAGUCGCACACUAGCUGCCAGUCAUCUCUUUUCUUUUUUUUGUAGUAUGAACAAAUUGAUUUUUAAAUUAUGUUUUGUAAAAGGUGUGCAUAAUCUUAAAGUUAUUACUUUCAAUUCAAUUGAUAAUCAUUUUCUUUAAUUUUUUUUUUUUAAAAAAACAAUUAGAUAUUCCAAAACUUGAAGAUUAGAAAUUUAGUUUUUGCAUAUUUUAUUGUUUCAACAGCCAUUUUUAUAUAAUUUCAUGUAUAUAGUGUUGCCUUUACUGGAAACUCUUACAAGCGCACCCAUACACACUUUGCACACACUUUGGGUACAUACACAUCCACACACAUAUCUGGAUAUGCACGGCAGGCAUGAUGUCUGUGACCAUGGUGUAUUUGUACAUAUAUGUGUGUGUAUGUGUGUUUGUGUAUGAGUGUGAAGUGUGUAUAAUUGACCCAAACAGACUCUGGAGACACUCUUAUAUGUGUUGCAUUCACAAAAAUGUUAUUAUUUGGAUGACUAAAACAAUGUCUUUGUUUUUAGCGUUAUUGUUUUGGAUGACAAGUCUUCCUUUUGAAUAAAUAUCCAUAUCACAUGAGAAUAGUGCUGUCAUGUAUGUUAAUUUGUACUAUGACUGAUGAUGUCAUCAAGGCGAGACCCAACCGCAUGCUGUGGUGAGUUUGCGUCUGUUGGCUGUUACGUUCAUUCAGAAUUUGUUUUUUUGUUUUUUUGUUUUUUUGGGUUAAAAUACCAGUUCAGUUGUUGACUUCAAUAAACAUGCAUUUGGGUUCAUUUCAA